Molecule: messenger RNA, 474 nt
Organism: Ipomoea nil (Japanese morning glory)
Lineage: Eukaryota; Viridiplantae; Streptophyta; Magnoliopsida; Solanales; Convolvulaceae
Exons: 2
Coding region: 1-474 (157 amino acids)
Source: RefSeq, a predicted model, not a curated record
AUGGGGUUUGAUGAACGAUGGGCAAAUCUGAUUAUGCUCUGUGUGAUCACUGUUGAGUACAAUAUACUUGUGAAUGGGGUGACGGGUGGUCGAGUAGUACCUACUCGGGGCUCAGACAGGGAGAUCCUCUAUCCCCAUAUUUAUUCAUUAUUUGUGCAGAGGGAGGCUACGGUGAUUAAACAGUGCCUGAAUCGUUAUGAGAACUUGUCUGGUCAGAAGGUAAAUUUUCAUAAGUCUAAUAUCUGUUUUAGCAGAAACACGCAGGAGGCCGAAAGGUUGGCGUUAGCGGAUUGCCUACAGGUUGACCAAGCCCCAAAUUUUGGAAAAUACCUGGGUCUUCCUUCGUUUGUGGGAAGAAAUAAGAAGGCAGUUUUUGCUUAUGUAGAGGACAAGAUCAGGCAAAGGAUAGGGUCAUGGAAUAAAAAACUGCUAUCACAGGCUGGUAAAGAAGUCUUGUUAAAAAGUGUGGCAUAG